AUGGCGGACGCGCCCAUGGAGCGCGAAUUCAUCCCCUAUAGUCCCGUUGGAGACUAUGAGGACGAGGAUGAUGAACUGUCUACAGACACGGAUGAUAUUACCGACGACGACGAAGAGGAUUAUGAUGACGAGCACGCAUACAAGGAAGAGGAACAGAUAGAAGCACAGAAGGCUCAGGAAGAGAUUCUCCAUGAAAAAUUAAAGGAAAUCGAAGUCCAACUAGCAAGCGCUUCGUUGGCGAAAGAUGAGCAGCAGCAACGAGCGUUUCUGGAAUCAUAUGACAGAUACCUGCGUCCUCAGGAUCUGUCGAAAACUGAACGGCGCAAUAUGCUUUACAGAAUGGCGUAUGAAGGCCCGCCGCAAGAGCAUCCAUGGCUUGUGAAACAUCUCGUCAAAUCUUAUCCACAGCUUCUGCAGGAGCUUGACGAGGUGAACCGAAACCCUCUUCUGGUCGCAGUCAUAUACGAAAGGCUCUGGUACAUAAAUGCCGUUCUGGACAGCGGCAUUUCCAAGCAGGAUUUGGAGCCUCUGCUUGGCCCUACUUCCGAAGACGACAGAAUAAAACGAUUGAAUAGCGGCAAUAUCAACAAUUGCAUCCAGGUCGCUAUUUCAAAAGAUUUGCGAGUGCCUGAGACCAAGAAACUUAUUGAUCAGGCUUCCGAGUAUACUCUUGCAUCGCAGGAUGGCAGUGGUCGCACUCCCCUGCAUAUAGCUGUAGAGUACGAGAGAUGUACGCCUGCACGGAAGGACAUCAUCAUGUCACUUAUUAAGCGCGGCGAUAGAGCUUUCGACCAAGUGACAGAGAAACCCGACAAGUUUUCCAUAUACCGACAUCAUCUCGAUACCCGAGAGAAGUAUGAUAAGAAAAAGCAGGAACAGCGACGAUCGGAGAGAUCUGAAGGUGGGCAAGCCCGGAAAGCAGUAACUCAAAAGCCUAGAGUCGACGAUAAGGAACGAAGUAAACGAAAUGCCGAUUCAACGAGUAGUAGAACGCGAUCGUCUCGCGAUGUGGAAGCUUUGGAUAGGGAGAGGGGCCGUCGUGAUGAUCGAGGGCCAACUCGUGAUGAUAGGAGUUCUAUCCGGCCUAUACAACGAACAGGCUCUGCGUUGGACAGAACAUCUGCUUUCCCAAAUAGACAAACGGAAGUAUACUCACAGCAAUCGCUCGAGGCUCGCAAAUACUUCCUCCAGAACAGCGCCGAUGAUCCAUUCAGGGAUUUUCCGCCAGAAAUGAAGCGAGAUUCAGGGAACCAAGAGUCGUCUAGAAGGAUGACGGUUGUGCAACAAGAGCCGAAAAAGGUCGCCGGUGAACCCGAACGCGCCCCGUCGUCGACCACCAAAAAGACGAAGGCUUCUGGCACGAGUCGAACUUCGAAGAAUGUACCCUCUAAGGACGUGGCAAAUCUGGUAGCAAAAGAAUUGAAACUCCACUACUUUCGGACCACUUUCAGGCCAACUGAGCGGAAAGAAAGAAAGACUAGGGCAGCUAUCCAGAGAAACCACGACUCAGCGAUUGAAUUCCUGUAUGGUCAAAACGCUGAAGACAAACAUAUUUGUUUCAACUUUCCACCUUAUCGGUUGAAAGAUGGAGAAAAGGUCAGCUUUGAAGAUUUCGAACACAGUUACAAUGGAUUCGAGUUCGACGAUGUACUCCUGUACGUUGACUUUAGGAAACUUGAGCUCGAGCGCCCGCCAGUAAGGCAAAGAAACAUUAGACCGGAUAGUGACGGUACCGGUCGUAAAGAUGUCCAACCCUUUUUCAACUGGCUGUACAAGAAAGGAGUCAGGAACAUCAUCAAAGUCAGCGUCGAAGACAGAGAAGGUAUACCGCACAGCGACGUUACGAUUGAAGAAUCUCUGAAACAGUUUGAUAUCGAGAUUCUGGAUUGGAGGAAAUGCGAUCUUUGUCCGCAAGCAAUAUACGACGCGUGCCAUAAAAAUUCAAAGAACCUAGGAGAGAUCCAUCUCUGGUGGAGUGGCAACAAUGCUAUACUCCGUGCUUGGAGUGAAUCAGACGGCUUAGUGAGACUUCCGAAGCUGAAGAAUAUUCAUCUCCAUGACUUUAAGGCCGGCCUUGAUUCGACAGCGCGCCGGGAGGCUAACAUAAAAGAGUUCAAAAGAAGGUUGCAAAGAGAACGUGAAAAACUCGAACUAGGGCGCAUAACCGUUACUGAAUAUAAACAAGAUCCGCAAUAUGAUCCCAAAGGCAAAGGAAGAAUAUCGAAACAAGGCAAGGGCAGAGAUCCUGGUAGUCUCAUGGAUACCCACCAAUGGCUCUCCGUCAUGGAUAAUUUUGCAGAUGGCCUAGUGAGGUGGAACCCGCUGAAAGACCUUCCGGCCGAUUUAACAAAGAUUUCGAAUCUUCCUGAAGACCUCCUAAAAGAUGUUACCGUUGCUCUAAUCGAUGACGGCGUGAGUUUCAUGCAUCGAGCUCUUGCUGACAAGCUGGCGAAAGGUAAGAGUUUUGAUAGCGGUUAUGGGGAUCAGGAUGUGCUGGGAGCACCUGAACCCUUUUAUGGCUCAACAACUGGACAUGGUACUUGCAUGGCAUACAUGAUCCAACGUGUGUGUCCAAAUGUAAAAAUCUAUGUGUGCAAGUUGGAUACCAUUAGGAAAGAACCUGGCGUUCCAGCUAAUUUCACGGCCAAAAGUGCCGCAGAUGCGGUCGAGUUCGCUGUGGAUCGUGGAUUCGAUAUUAUAUCAAUGUCGUGGACGAUCCAAAGAAGUGAUGACGAAGAGAAAGCUGCCGAAAGCAACGCGCACCUCAAGCGCCUUCAGAGCGCUCUGGAAAGGGCGCAGAAGAACAAUACAAUGCUCUUCUGCUCUGCCCCGGAUGUUGGCGCAUCAAGUCGACAGUCAAUGACUUCAUUCUACCCAUUCGGCCGUCCAAUUCCCCAUAUGUUCAAGAUCGGAGCUGCGAAAGCGGACGGCAGUAUGUAUGGAUGGGCCGGCAAUUCAGACCAGGUUGACUUUAUCCUUCCUGGUCACAACGUCAUGCUACGUGAGGGAGAUAAGAUAUCAGAAGAGGAUGAUAUUCCGAAGACGGGAUCGUCCGUGGCAACAGCUUUGGCUGCUGGUCUUGCGGCACUUAUUAUACAAUGUGUCAGACUAGGAGCGCUGCACAACCACGUGAAGAGUCAAGGGGCAGUAACAACUACGGCACCUAACGUCGAGUCUCUCCGUGCCAUCAAACAAUUCGAUGCAAUGAAGGAAGCUUUCAAGAAAGUCAGCACAGGCUACACCGAAAGCGAUAAACGGCUUGAAGUAGAGAAGGUCUUCAAGCAGCCUGGUACAGAACUCAACAGCCUCAAUAACGACAAUACGGAUGAUGAGAGACGGUGGAAUCUAAUAGUCCAGCUCGCUCGAGAUCUUGUAUCUUGGAAUACCCAAAUCGCCAUUCGCCAGGCCUAA
This is a messenger RNA of Aaosphaeria arxii CBS 175.79, 3411 nucleotides long. RefSeq lists its product as uncharacterized. The transcript has 4 exons. Bases 1 to 3411 code for a protein of 1136 amino acids. Gene Ontology annotation, molecular function: serine-type endopeptidase activity. NCBI's taxonomy places the organism in Eukaryota, Fungi, Ascomycota, Dothideomycetes, Pleosporales. Gene Ontology annotation, biological process: proteolysis. The record is from RefSeq and is a predicted model, not a curated record.